Molecule: messenger RNA, 6727 nt
Organism: Zalophus californianus (California sea lion)
Lineage: Eukaryota; Metazoa; Chordata; Mammalia; Carnivora; Otariidae
Gene: NUP98
Product: nucleoporin 98 and 96 precursor
Exons: 33
Coding region: 143-5614 (1823 amino acids)
Biological process (GO): RNA export from nucleus; protein import into nucleus; post-transcriptional tethering of RNA polymerase II gene DNA at nuclear periphery
Cellular component (GO): nuclear pore; nuclear pore cytoplasmic filaments
Molecular function (GO): structural constituent of nuclear pore
Source: RefSeq, a predicted model, not a curated record
ACGCUGCGGCCCCGAGGCUGGGCUCUUGGGCGAUGGGAGAGAAGGGAGAUCCGUGGAGUCUGUGCCGCGGGGUCUCCCCUGGCAGCCUACGCGUAGGGAGCGUCUGUGUAUCUGGUGGUACUCUUUCGUUUGCCCGGCGGUGAUGAGCUUGCUGAAGCAAAGACUCAUUUUGAAGAUGUUUAAUAAGUCAUUUGGAACACCCUUUGGGGGUGGCACUGGUGGCUUUGGCACAACUUCAACAUUUGGGCAGAACACUGGCUUUGGCACUACUAGUGGAGGAGCAUUUGGAACAUCUGCAUUUGGUUCUAGCAACAAUACUGGAGGCCUCUUUGGAAAUUCACAGACCAAACCAGGAGGAUUGUUUGGUACUAAUUCAUUUAGUCAGCCAGCUACUUCCACAAGCACUGGCUUUGGGUUUGGCACAUCAACAGGAACAUCAAAUAGCUUGUUUGGAACUGCAAGUACAGGGACCAGUCUCUUCUCAUCCCAAAACAAUGCUUUUGCGCAAAAUAAACCAACUGGCUUUGGAAAUUUUGGAACAAGUACUAGCAGUGGGGGACUUUUUGGUACUACAAAUACAACCUCCAAUCCUUUUGGUAGCACAUCUGGCUCCCUCUUUGGGCCGAGUAGUUUUACAGCUGCUCCUACUGGGACCACUAUUAAGUUUAAUCCUCCAACUGGUACAGAUACUAUGGUUAAAGCUGGAGUUAGCACUAACAUCAGUACCAAGCACCAGUGUAUUACUGCUAUGAAAGAAUAUGAAAGCAAGUCACUAGAGGAACUUCGUUUAGAGGAUUAUCAGGCUAACCGGAAAGGCCCGCAGAACCAAGUGGGAGCAGGUACCACAGCUGGCUUGUUUGGGUCUUCUCCAGCCACCUCCAGUGCGACAGGACUCUUCAGCUCCUCUACCACUAAUUCAGGCUUUGCAUAUGGUCAGAACAAAACAGCCUUUGGAACUAGUACCACUGGAUUUGGAACAAAUCCGGGUGGUCUCUUUGGACAACAGAAUCAGCAGACUACCAGCCUCUUCAGCAAACCAUUUGGACAGGCCACAACCACCCAGAACACUGGCUUUUCUUUUGGUAAUACCAGCACACUAGGACAGCCAAGCACCAGCACCAUGGGUUUAUUUGGAGUGACCCAAGCCUCACAGCCUGGAGGUCUUUUUGGGACAGCUACAAACACCAGCACUGGGACAGCAUUUGGAACAGGAACAGGUCUCUUUGGGCAACCCAACACUGGAUUUGGUGCUGUUGGUUCGUACUUAAAAUUUUCCUGUGUUUUUAUUCUUUUUAGACCCUGUUUUGGCAAUAACAAGCUUACUACAUUUGGAACCAGCACAACCAGUGCUCCUUCAUUUGGUACAACCAGUGGCGGGCUCUUUGGUUUUGGCACAAACACCAGCGGGAGUAGUAUUUUUGGAAGUAAACCAGGACCUGGGACUCUGGGAACUGGGCUUGGUGCAGGAUUUGGAACAGCUCUUGGUGCUGGACAGGCAUCUUUGUUUGGGAACAACCAACCUAAGAUCGGAGGGCCUCUUGGUACAGGAGCCUUUGGGGCCCCUGGAUUUAAUACUACGACAGCCACUUUGGGCUUUGGAGCCCCCCAGGCCCCAGUAGCUUUGACAGAUCCCAAUGCUUCUGCUGCCCAGCAAGCUGUUCUCCAACAGCACAUCAAUAGUUUAACAUACUCACCUUUUGGAGACUCUCCUCUCUUCCGGAAUCCCAUGUCAGACCCUAAGAAGAAAGAAGAGAGAUUGAAACCAACAAAUCCAGCAGCCCAGAAGGCUCUCACUACACCUACUCAUUAUAAACUAACACCCCGCCCUGCCACCAGAGUUCGACCAAAGGCUUUACAAACAACAGGCACGGCCAAGUCACAUCUCUUCGAUGGGCUAGAUGACGAUGAGCCAUCCUUAGCCAAUGGAGCAUUCAUGCCCAAGAAGAGCAUUAAGAAGUUGGUUUUGAAAAACCUUAACAAUAGCAAUCUCUUCUCUCCUGUUAAUCGUGACUCAGAAGAUCUAGCUUCACCAUCUGAUUAUCCAGAAAAUGGGGAGAGAUUCAGUUUCCUGAGCAAACCUGUUGAUGAGAACCAUCAGCAGGAUGGAGAUGAUGAUUCUCUUGUGUCACAUUUUUAUACUAACCCUAUUGCCAAACCCAUUCCUCAAACCCCAGAGAGUGCUGGAAAUAAACACAACAGCAGCAGCAGUGUGGAUGAUACCAUUGUUGCAUUAAACAUGCGUGCUGCCUUGCGAAAUGGGCUGGAAGGAAGCAGUGAAGAGACCUCUUUUCAUGAGGAGUCACUGCAGGAUGACCGAGAAGAAAUAGAAAAUAAUACUUACCAUAUGCAUCCAGCAGGUAUUGUUCUCACUAAGGUUGGUUACUAUACUAUUCCAUCUAUGGAUGAUCUUGCUAAAAUUACCAAUGAAAAAGGAGAGUGCAUUGUCUCAGACUUCACUAUUGGUCGUAAAGGUUAUGGUUCAAUCUAUUUUGAAGGAGAUGUGAAUUUGACAAAUCUAAAUUUGGAUGAUAUUGUGCAUAUUCGAAGGAAAGAAGUGAUAGUCUACUUAGAUGAUAACCAAAAACCACCUGUGGGUGAAGGUCUAAAUAGGAAGGCUGAAGUUACACUGGAUGGAGUUUGGCCAACAGAUAAAACAUCUCGUUGUUUAAUAAAGAGCCCAGAUCGACUUGCUGAUAUCAACUAUGAGGGCAGAUUGGAAGCAGUUUCAAGGAAACAGGGAGCUCAAUUCAAAGAGUACCGUCCUGAAACGGGUUCUUGGGUGUUUAAGGUCUCCCAUUUUUCUAAGUAUGGCCUUCAGGAUUCUGAUGAAGAGGAGGAGGAACGGCCAUCUAAAACUAGUACAAAAAAGUUGAAGACUGCCCCUUUGCCUCCUGCAGGCCAGACCACCCCAUUCCAGAUGGCUCUUAAUGGCAAGCCAGCACCUCCACCCCAGAGCCAGAGUCCAGAGGUGGAGCAGUUAGGGAGGGUUGUGGAACUGGACAGUGACAUGGUAGAUAUCACCCAGGAGCCAGUUUUGGAUUCCAUGUUAGAAGAGAGCGUGCCUGAGGAUCAGGAACCUGUGUCUGCCUCAACACACAUUGCAUCUUCACUGGGAAUUAAUCCACAUGUCUUACAGAUCAUGAAAGCAUCAUUACUUGCUGAUGAAGAAGAUGUAGAUAUGGUUCUGGAUCAACGCUUCAGUCACCUUCCUUCUAAAGCAGAUACUUCUCAAGAAAUCUGUUCUCCCAGACUCCCCAUUUCAGCAUCCCACUCAUCAAAAUCCCGUUCUUUAGUUGGUGGGUUACUACAAUCAAAGUUUACUAGUGGAACUUUUCUUUCACCAAGUGCCUCUGUACAAGAAUGUCGUACUCCCAGAGCAGCAUCUUUGAUGACUAUCCCAUCCACAUCUCCUUGGUCUGUCCCUCCACCCCUGACCUCUGUGUUUACAGUGCCCAGCCCAGCCCCUGAAGUUCAGUUGAAAACUGUGGGUACACGCAGACAACCAGGCCUAGUCCCUCUUGCAAAGUCUGUCACCUAUGGCAAGGGGAAACUCUUGAUGGACAUGGCCCUAUUUAUGGGACGCUCAUUUCGAGUUGGUUGGGGCCCCAACUGGACUCUUGCUAAUAGUGGAGAACAGCUGAGUGGCUCUCAUGAACUGGAAAAUCAUCAGAUUGCCGAUUCUAUGGAAUAUGGAUUCCUGCCUAAUCCAGUAGCUGUUAAAUCCCUUACUGAGUCUCCAUUCAAAGUUCAUUUGGAAAAACUCAGUUUGAGACAGAAGAAGCCAGAUGAAGACCUGCAGCUAUACCAGAUACCUCUGGAGCUCAAAUUAAAACAUAGCACUGUCCAUGUGGAUGAGCUGUGUCCUCUCAUUGUCCCUAAUCCAGGAGUUGCUGUCAUUCAUGACUAUGCAAAUUGGGUUAAGAAAGCAUCAGGAGACUUUCUGGAAGCACAAAUUGUGAAGCACUGGAGCCUAACAUGGACAUUAUGUGAAGCCUUAUGGGGCCACCUGAAGGAGCCUGACAGCCAGCCAGAUGAGCCUAGUGAAUACAUUCAGAUUCUGGAGCGAAGAAGAACUUUUUCUCGCUGGCUAUCCCAAACUGCUGCGCUUCAAAUUGAGGAGGAAGUCUCCUUAACCAGAAAAGACAGGCCUGUGGAGGCUGUCUUCAGCUACCUCACAGGCAAGAGGAUCAGCGAGGCCUGCUCUCUGGCCCAGCAGUCAGGUGAUCAUCGUCUUGCCCUUCUUUUAUCCCAGCUGGUGGGCAGCCAGUCAACCCGGGAGCUGCUUACUAUGCAGCUGGUGGAUUGGCAACAGCUCCAGGCUAACUGUUUCAUCCAGGAUGAGAGAUUGCGCAUCUUUGCCUUGUUGGCUGGAAAACCGGUAUGGCAGCUCACAGAGCACAGGCAGAUCAAUGUGUGCUCAUAUUUGGAUUGGAAACGCGCCCUGGCUGUUCAUCUUUGGUAUUUGCUUCCACCAACAGCCUCAAUUUCCAGGGCACUCAGCAUGUAUGAAGAAGCAUUUCAGAAUCCCUCUGAGGCUGACAGGUAUGCCUGCUCCCCACUUCCUGCGUACCUGGAGGGCUCUGGCUGUGUGGUAAAGGAGGAAGAAAACUCACAGAGACCACUUCAAGAUGUCUGCUUUCACCUUCUAAAACUCUACAGUGACAGACAUUAUGAUCUCAACCAGCUGCUGGAGCCUCGAAGCAUAACAGCCGAUCCUUUGGACUACCGCCUAAGCUGGCACUUGUGGGAGGUGCUGCGGGCUCUUAACUAUACCCAUCUCUCAGAACAGUGUGCGGGUGUGCUACAGACCAGUUAUGCUGGCCAACUGGAAAGUGAGGGGCUGUGGGAGUGGGCCAUCUUUGUCCUCCUGCACAUUGACAACUCAAGCAUGCGUGAGAAGGCGGUUCGAGAGCUGCUUACCCGGCACUGCCAACUAUUAGAAACCCCGGAAUCUUGGGCUAAGGAGGCUUUCCUGACCCAGAAGCUUUGUGUGCCUGCUGAGUGGAUUAAUGAGGCCAAAGCGGUUCGAGCACACAUGGAAUCUGACAAGCACUUGGAGGCCCUCUAUUUAUUUAAAGCUGGACACUGGAACCGCUGCCACAAAUUCAUCAUCAAGCACUUAGCUUCUGAUGCCAUCAUUAAUGAGAACUAUGACUACCUGAAGGGGUUCUUGGAAGACCUGGCACCUCCAGACCGCAGCAGCCUAAUCCAGGACUGGGAAACAUCUGGGCUUGUUUACUUGGACUAUAUUCGGAUCAUUGAGAUGCUUCACCAGAUACAGCAGGUGGAUUGCUCAGUUUAUGAGCUGGAGCAAUUACACACCAAAGUGAUCUCACUGUGCAGCCGCAUACAGCAGAUGCAGUGUUACAAUGCCAAGGAUCUCCUGGCCCAGUCAGACAUGGCCAAACGUGCAGCCAACCUGCUGCGGGUGGUAUGGAGCCUUCAGCGUGCCCCUGAAACAACCUCCGACUCAACACCAGACCCUCAGCGAGUCCCUUUGGGCCUCUUGGCUCCCCACGUUGGCCAGCUCCCCAUGCCUGAGGACUAUGCCUUGGAGGAACUGCGCGGCCUCACACAGUCCUACCUGCGAGAAUUGACUGUUGGGAGUCAGUGAAGCCCACCACACUCACAUGCUCAUUCACACUCACCACACAGAGAUCCCCUGCAUUGAGUUGGUUGGCACUGUUUGCCAUUCUCUUGGUUGGCUCUGGAACCCAUCUUUGUUUCCUGCUGCCCCAAGCAGCAUCCUCCAUUUGUUCAGGGCUUUUCUUAAUACUGAACAAAGUAUAAGGGCUUUAGAACCCAAAAAAGGAGCCAAGUCUCUUUUUUAUCAUCUUUAAGACCAUUCUUUCCCCUCGCCCUUUCUAAAAAAUGGUCAAUAAAAUAACCUUUCACAGAAUUCCCCCCAGAGAACCAGGGAAUGCUUUCCCCCUCUCGGGUGUUCUGAAUCUUGUGACCCUCUGUGCCGACCUGCUACCCUACUCCUACCUCAGCCCUUUUAUCGUCCUUCCUUAACAGAUAAACUCUCCACAGAAGGAAGGAGAGUUUGUCUCUUAAGUAGGUUGAUGAGUUAACACUGUUGUAGAGUCAAAAGAGGGUUGGACUGAGUUAGGAAGCAGAACAUAGUCAUUUCUGACUUAUAUAGGGUAGAAGUGAGUGCCUGCCAUGGAGGGAUGAAUCUUCAAGGCUUGUUUGUUCCCACCUUGAAUGUUCCAUGAACAUCAAACCUUUCCUACUAUGUGCAGGAACUCUUGGUCACAGACUCCAUGUCCCUGGGAAGCUCCAGAAUUCAGUUUGGUCCCUGGUUUUCGGUCAUCUUGCCAGGCUUCCUGUCUGGGUUUGCCUGAAGAGUUUGGAUAAAACGUGGCAGGUUGGGUAGCCCUCCCUGUCCUUCCUAUUCUAGCCCAAAGCAUUUCCCACCCACUGUCUCCAGUCCCAGAACAUAGAACCAUUACUGAGGCAGGCAAGGAGCUGGGCUUUAUGGGCAGGAGAAGGGCCUUUGCUACACUGCUCUCAGCUUGGGGAGUCCCCGGUAAAGGCCUGCGACAGCUGGUAUUAGGGCUGUCGUGGAUAACAUGGCCACCUCUGGGUCUUUAUGCAUGAAGAUUAUGUAAAGGUUUUUAUUAAAAAGUAUAUAUAUAUAUAUAAAUAAAUGAUCUAGAUUAUUUUCCUCUUUUUCUGAAGCUACUUUCUUAAAAAAAUAAAUAAAAUGUUUAUAGCAUUCCUG